AUGGCAAUUCAGAGGACCACCACAUCAAUUGCCAGCUUACAAGAUAAGGCAGAAGAUCUGUCUAUAGCCGCCGAAUUGAAAUUCCUGAUACCCUUCCUCCCUUGCAAAGGAAAACCCGCUCGAAUUCAUGAUGGGCCGCAGCUGGAAGUUGUUGACUACAUCGAGAGAGCAACGCAGCUUGAUGACGCCUACGACAAACUAAAGCUCUGGCAGCAAACAUUUUCCAAUGUGGCAGCAGCGAUUAGAAACGUCCUUAAACAACAAGCCAUCACGAGCUAUGACCUGGAUGCCAUGAACCAGCAGGAACGUGACUGCUGGCUCAGUUAUUGGGUGGUGAAGAGGUCCAUGUCUGCCGAGCCAGCAAAGGACCAUCCACACCGGGCCGAUUGGAUUUGGGUACCUGUGGAGGUGAAUUCGCCCAGGUUGUCUUGGAGGGAUCCCACCACCAUCGCCGUCUUGAGAUCUGUUAUGGACGCCAUAAAAAGCAGGUACUACAUCGUCUCCAACUACACCUGCGAGGUCCACGUUCACGCUGGCCGGAUGGACGGUCGGCCGUUUACCCUCCCAACGCUAAAGAAACUCGCAAUACUGUGUUGGGCGGCGGAACCGGUUUUGAGGAAGGUCAAAGAUCCAAGGAGCCCCAAUCACGCACACGUCUAUACAUGGAGCAAUUCGACCAGGGAGUACAGCAGGCUCGCUGCUGAAUUAAAGUCGGAAAAAGUAGUUCAUAUGCCUCUACUACAAGACCUCGUUGGAUUGCCUGAGGCUUUUAAGUGGGUAUUAAAGGAUCCUAGCACGAUUACCAACAGUGACAUGGAAGCAUCGCGCCUCAUUGCUGCAACGCGCUCUCAUACUCAGCUUGGCAGGCUAAUGUCGGGCGAAGGCAGACCAUAUCGGCGGCUUGGGUUCAACUUCAGUGCCUUCGGAGGCGAAGAUGAGCGGGCUAGGACAAAUCCGAGAACUGUAGAAUGUCGAUUCUUGGAAGGUACCAUCGAUACAGAUGUGGUAGUCAGCUGGGUCCAGAUCUUUGGUAAAAUGGUUGAGGCUGCACUUGAUGGCGCUGCAGACGGCGACCGUUUCACGAGGCUUGCCACACACAGGUCGAGGGGUCAGGGGAAGGCCGAUUUGCUCGAUUAUGGACUCGUGAGACUAAUGCAAAGACUAGGUAUUCGCGAAGAAGUGUAUCGGCCUAUUAAAAUGAUGAUACGAGGCGUUCAAGGUUAA
This is a messenger RNA of Truncatella angustata, 1224 nucleotides long. RefSeq lists its product as uncharacterized. The transcript has a single exon. NCBI's taxonomy places the organism in Eukaryota, Fungi, Ascomycota, Sordariomycetes, Amphisphaeriales, Sporocadaceae. Bases 1 to 1224 code for a protein of 407 amino acids. The record is from RefSeq and is a predicted model, not a curated record.